AUGAACAGCACGGCCGUAUCUGUCAUAUCUUUGGCCAGACAGAGAGCAAAAGCAAACUUUACAGGAAACAAGAAGGAAUUGAACUCAGGGCUGGUAAACACAAAACAGCAGUUACGUGACCUAAAACAAAAGCUACUGAUCUCAGAAGCCACUGCCUAUGCCCUGGCCAACCAGCUGCAGCAGUACAAGUGUGAGGAGUACAAAGAUUUAUUGGAGUCCGUGCUGGGGGAGGAGCUGCAGUUCCAGGAGGGGGAGCCAGUGCAGAAGCCCAGGCAAGCUGAAGAGCUCAGGGACUACAGAUUCCUAAUUAAAGCUCAGGCAAAAGAGCUAACACAGUUAAGGGAUAAGUUACAUGAUGGGAGAGAUGCCUCCGUCUCACUCUUUGAGCAUCUCAAGCUCCUCCUCAGUCGUGGUGACCCUGAUGACUACCAGAGGAAGAACCUCCAAGAGCCACUGACUGAGGGACUCAGGCUGGCAAAGUGCCUCAUCUGCAAACUCAGGCCAGAAACUGAAGAUGAUGAGGAGGUUGAAGAUACACCCAGCUGGCUCAGCACAGUACUACAGGAAACUGAAGAAAAGGAAGACCAUCAGGACUCACUGGAGGAAUGUUCUUCCACUUGUUCUAUUUGUCACGACCUAUCCGACUCUGGUCACCAACACAGUAAAUCUCCAUCUAAGAAACAGGAAGUUGAUUCUUCUGUGGAUGUAAACAGUGAACCUUCUCAUUAUCAAGGGGAAGAAGCUCUGAACGUUCUUACAG
Messenger RNA from Carlito syrichta (Philippine tarsier), 760 nucleotides. Its product is annotated as putative neuroblastoma breakpoint family member 5. The record is from RefSeq and is a predicted model, not a curated record. The annotation marks the transcript as partial. The transcript is spliced from 5 exons. Lineage: Eukaryota; Metazoa; Chordata; Mammalia; Primates; Tarsiidae.